GCUGUGCACGGUGACCACAGGUGGCACGGGGAGUGUGCCAGGCACCUCUCUGAGUUCGGAACAGCCUGCCCGGGGCACAGCCGCAUAAUGUAGGAGGUGUGUGUUUUCAGCAUUGGAAAGGAUGCCAGCCCCAGAGACCACUUAUGAAAGAAUCGUGUACAAAAGUCCCUCCGAGUACCACUACAUGAAAGUCCGCCUAGAAUUUCAAGAACACGGAGUUGGACUGAAUGCUGCACAGUUCAAACAGCUGCUGGUCUCAGCCCUGAAGGACUUGUUUGGGGAGGUCGGUGCGGCCUCGCCCGUGGAUGUUCUAACCUACGAAGAAAAGACCUUGCUGGCUGUCUUGAGAGUGCGUAGCAGUGAUCUUGUUAAACUGUGGAGCUCUUUGACCAUGUUGGGAUCCUAUAAAAGCAGGAAGUGUGCCUUCCGAGUGAUGCAGGUUUCUCCAUUUCUCCUGGCCUUAUCUGGUAAUAGUAGGGAACUAGUAUUGGACUGAACUGUCAAGUAGAAACACUUUUCUUCCCACCUCCAAAUAUUGUUCGUUGCCUGCCUUUUGUCUAAAG
Molecule: messenger RNA, 563 nt
Organism: Ochotona princeps (American pika)
Lineage: Eukaryota; Metazoa; Chordata; Mammalia; Lagomorpha; Ochotonidae
Gene: RPP14
Product: ribonuclease P/MRP subunit p14
Exons: 6
Coding region: 122-496 (124 amino acids)
Biological process (GO): tRNA 5'-leader removal
Cellular component (GO): ribonuclease P complex
Source: RefSeq, a predicted model, not a curated record